Messenger RNA from Zonotrichia albicollis (white-throated sparrow), 8831 nucleotides. It is a transcript of the gene PLBD1, whose product is annotated as phospholipase B domain containing 1. Gene Ontology annotation, biological process: phospholipid catabolic process. Lineage: Eukaryota; Metazoa; Chordata; Aves; Passeriformes; Passerellidae. Gene Ontology annotation, molecular function: glycerophospholipase activity. Gene Ontology annotation, cellular component: extracellular region. The record is from RefSeq and is a predicted model, not a curated record.
GCGCUCGGAGGAGUCACGGGGGAGCGGCGGCAUGGCCCGGGCGGGCGGCAGCGUGUGCCGCUGCUGCUGGGCGCUCGUCCUCCUGUGGGCGGCGGCGGGCGGCCGCGCAGAACUCCGCUAUGCAACUGUGUACUGGAAUAAAGCUGAAAAAAUACUUCAGGUCAAGAAUAGUCUGGACAGGAGUGGAGAUGCUUAUGGCUUCUACAACAACAGUCUACAGACAACAGGCUGGGGAGUCCUGGAGAUCAGAGCAGGCUAUGGCUCGCAGACCUUAAGCAAUGAAGAUAUUAUGUAUGUUGCUGGCUUCUUGGAAGGCUAUCUCACAGCUCCGCAAAUGUAUGACCAUGCUGCAAAUAUGUACCCACAGCUAAUUAAGACUCCCACCGUUCGAAGAGGAGUUCAGAAUUUUAUGGCGAAGCAAGAUCAAUGGACAAGACAACAAAUCAGAAAUAAUAAGGAUGACCCAUUUUGGAGACAUGCUGGCUAUAUUAUUGCACAGUUGGAUGGUCUGUACAUGGGAGCCCUCGAGUGGGCUAAACUACAUAAACUAACACCACUGAGCAACUUUGAUGUCCAGUUUCUGAAUGCAGUUGGAGACCUGUUGGACCUUAUUCCUGCAUUGUUUGAUUAUUCUGCACGAGGUAGACAAUGCAGUGUGGAUUCAGGAGGCCAUGGGAGAUACCAGUGGGACAUGGGACACUGCUCUGCACUGAUCAAGGUUCUACCUGGAUAUGAGAAUAUAUAUUUUGCCCAUUCCAGCUGGUUUACUUAUGCAGCCACACUGAGAAUAUAUAAGCAUUGGAACUUCAAUAUAGUUGAUCCGUACACCAGCACUGGCCGGGUCUCAUUCAGUAGUUACCCAGGCUUUUUGGUGUCCCUGGAUGACUUUUACAUACUGGGCAGCGGCUUGGUAAUGUUGCAGACUACCAACAGUGUUUAUAAUGAAACCCUCAUUAAGCAAGUGGUGCCUGAAUCCUUGCUAGCUUGGCAGAGGGUCCGCAUUGCCAACAUGAUGGCAAAUGAUGGCAAAACUUGGGCAGAGACCUUCUCCAAGUGCAACUCUGGAACCUACAACAAUCAGUACAUGGUUCUAGACCUGAAGAAGGUCAAGCUGCAGAGGAGCCUCGAUGAUGGUGCAUUGUACAUUGUCGAGCAGAUCCCAACCCUUGUGGAGUAUUCUGAUCAAACAAAUGUUCUCCGGAAAGGUUACUGGCCUUCAUACAAUAUCCCUUUCCAUGAAAAGAUUUACAAUCUCAGUGGGUAUGCAUCGUAUGUUGUCAAGUACGGCAUGGAUUUCUCCUAUGACCUUGCUCCAAGAGCCAAAAUCUUCCGUCGAGACCAGGGAAAGGUGACCAACUUGGAAAGCAUGAAGUACAUCAUGAGAUACAACAACUAUCAGCAUGAUCCUUAUGCUGAACACAAUCCUUGCAACACCAUUUGCUGCCGGGAAGACCUGAAUCCUUCUAUACCAGUGCCUGCAGGCUGCUAUGACACCAAGGUGUCGGAUUUCCGCCUGGCUGCAGCGUUCACGGCCUCGGCCAUCAAUGGCCCCCCGGUUCAGGGAGGUCUCCCGGUCUUCAGCUGGAGACGCUUCAACCGCACGCGGCACCAGGGCCUGCCCGAGUCCUACAACUUCGGUUUUGUUACCAUGAGGCCCAUCCUGUAAAACCAGCGCCAGCAUCCACAAGUGGAUUUUUUUUAAAUGGGAAUUUUAUUUCUUGUGUAAUAAAUCGACCUGGAUGUCCACAUCCCUGUGCCUUAUACCUGCCUUCCCAUAUCCCGCCUGCUAAGCACUUUGUACUGAUAUUGGCUGCUUCUCUGCAGCCCAAAGCAUGUUCCUUUCUUCUGAGCUGUUUGAGUGGCCCUUCCUCUGACUGGGAUUGAUGAGAAGCAGGUGACAGAGCUUUCUGUUGAUCUGAGCCAUCAUCACAGCUGUUCCCAGAGCAGGAGUGAGGAGCAAUGCCACCAGUGAGAGUGAUCUGUUUCUAGCAGCUGGGACAAACCAGGUGGCUGCUUUGGGCUGUGAUGGCCUUACCUCAGUGCUGGCUUGAUCUCUGCCUUUUGUCUGAGUAGUGUGCUGCAAGUUGCUUCCCAUCAAGCGUGCGUUCUCCAUGGCAGAUCAGUCUGUUCUGUACAGGAUGUGACUUUUAGUGGCACUGUCAAGACUUCCUUUGUGUGGCCAGAGCAGCACAGGCUGCAAAAGAGGGUGAAGAGAAGCGGCCUGAUGCUUUAGAAAUGUCUCCACCCCAGGCUGCAGGGACAGAAAUGUGAUGCAGUGGAUCUCUUACAAGGGAUCUCUUUGGGCAUGGAUCAGCCCAUGCAGUUGCUCAGUGCCAUCUUUGUCUGCUCUCUCAGCUGUAGCAGGGGAAUGUGACAGUGAGAUGGCUGUGAGGGCCAGGGCUACUCUUAGCUACCUGUGUUUACACCAAGGAGCUGAGUCACUAGGCAGUUUUGUGCUAGAUGUUCUAUGUGUAAUUAAGUAAAACAAAAUAAACAGCUCUUUCCUCAUGUCCUUGAUGGUCCAAGCUAAAUAGUGCACAGCACUGCCCUGUGUUAUGAAGUUGAAGAAUGAUGAGCAGUGUGAGAUUUUAAUGAAGCCUCUAGCGUUUAGCUUGUGUGAUGGGGAAGGGAGCAAGUUACUGAGUGAGGUUCUAGCUAAAUAUUUGCUGUCAGAGCAAGGGUGAUUUUUUGCCAAGGGAAGAGGGAGACCAGCAGUUACAGCAAAGCUGUUGUUGAUGAUGAAAAAUUCAUGAAAGGACUGAAGUGAUUUGUUUGCUGAGGUAGGUGUGAGAUGCUGUGUGCAGAGACCUCCUCCAUGUGGGGGUGGAGCCACUGCCACAGAUUGGAUUGAAUUGACCUGGAUUGAACAGGCUGCAGCAGGCAUUAAGGAGGACACUUAGGGAAUGGAUCUGGGUCAUGAAGAACACUGCAAGGAGCUGAGCUGCCAGCAAGCAGAGGACCAAGAAUCAGCUGCUUGUUUGAAACUGAAAGCACAGAGGGGCUGGAGGAUGGCUUGAUUUCACUGUCACUCCUAGACAAUGCAGCAACACUGCAGCAGCAUGAAUUUACUGCUUUUUCACACAGUUUUAUAUAAAAAAUACAAAUGGAGAAGUUCUGUUUAAAAGUUGGUCCCCAGGGACCAGGAAACUGCCAAUGGAUUGCUGCAGUGAACAGUGUUCUUGACCCAGGGCACAGCUAGCUAGAUGCUUCCACCUGCAGGGAGUGGAGCUGUGUGACACCUGUGCUGUGCCCAUGACACAACAACAUGCCUGGAAAUGGCAGCUUUGCCUCCUACCCUGAGGUAUGACCUUUGUGCUCCAGCCCAGAGCUGUGGGACAUCAGAGCUAUUCUGAGAGUGCCUUUCUGUAAGUAAAUAUUUACACCAAUGGGACCUUGUGAGUCUGUGUGACUGUGGCUACUUUUUGCCUUUGGUUGUGCUGCUAAAGGCCACUGCCUUCCUCUUGCUGUGCUGUCCUUUGUGCUUCUUUUGAUGCCAGGCCAGCUAGGGCUGAUCUGCCAGUCCUGACCGCAGCAGCUAGGUCCACCUCCUCUUUGCUGUACAGCUGCAUCAGUGGCCAGAGGAGGCUUUGACGGCAUUGCAUAGCCCUGUUGGCAGGUGCAAAAGAACUGACAGACAGCUACAUGAAGUUUAAAGGUCUCUCUGAGUAUCUUAUUUCCUUCUGCAGAUGCCACUUGGAAUAAAAAAAAGUGAAGGUAUGGUCUAAGCAGAGGAUUUGUGGCAGAAGUUGCCACCUUUUUCAUACUCUGCUUUCAGGUUUUUCCAAGUCUUGUGGCUUCUGAUUCUUUGACUUCAGGUUUCCAGGUCUGGCUGAAGAGGGACUUAGUUGGUGGGGAGAUGGAAGUGGGAGGUGGUAGUGAUAAAUCUCUCUUGCCAUAAUGAAAAAAUACUCUUCAGUCAAUGCGUAGAGGAAAUGAUUCCUCUCAGCAGGACCAUCAAAAUUGUCACAUGGAACACAAGUUUUCACAUGCUUUGCCAUUCCCCUUUUCUGAAAUUCAGUAGCAAACCUGCCCCUCCUGGUUCCAGUGGUCAGACCCUGCACAGCCUCAGCUCUAAAGGGGCCACAGUUUGUCAUAGCAGGAGACACUGGGGCAUGGGACCAGUGCCUGUCCAGGCUGCACAGUACUUCAGGGAGAAACCAAGAGCACUGUGUUGGCAGUGUCCUGGUGCUGUGCUGCUGGCUCAGAUUUGCUUCUCAGCUGACUGCUGAAAUUUUUUCAGUUUCCUUACUAGAAGCAUCACUGGUGUGCAGAAAUGGACUUUGCUCUGGGGCUGUAGCACUUUCCAGCCCUACCAUGGAGUGUGUGCCAGAGCUACUCUGCAGCAAACGGUGUGUUCUGCACGUUCACAUUCUCACUUUGCUCUACUUCUAGUUUCUCUUCAACAGGAACUGCAAUUACAGCAAUGCUUGAGCAGAGUAGUUAUGCUGUAUUUGAUGAUAAAACAUAGGUUCUGCACUAUGUGCAGUACAUAUACUUGUAAUUUAAAUAGGCAGUUUGAGAAACUCAGGACUUUUAAGUGGGAUUGUGCUGAGGCAUCACUUCACAAGAGUCCAUCAUCUUCUGGUCAGUGACUUGAAGCAAAUUUUAGUAAGUGCAUGGAAACUAAUUAUUAGCAUCACAAAUUAAUUAUAUGCCCUCGAAGUAGAGGCUUGGCACAUCAGUAACUCCAUGCAGUUUGGCAGCAGAGUUGUGUUCACGAGGCAGAAUUUCCCAGACUGCCUUCUAGUCCAGUUGUUUAUUGGUCCCAAAUGAGUUGCACAACAUCUGGCAUGGUGCUGCUCCUGGCUUCUACGCUGGAGGCAGCUGGGUGGGGGGGCAGAGCCCUUCAUGAUGCCUGCACUGAGACAUGUUUUAGUUAAUUAUUUAUUUAUAAUUUAUUAAUCCUGAUUUCAUAACCCUGAGAGAUGCACUUUGUGCUGUGCACAGCAGCUGCUUCCUGGCCAGGUGAGUGGGCCUUCAUGCUUGAAGGGUGCUCUGAAAAACUCCAGUACUUUGACAAAAGCCUCUUGCUGAAAGACUGACCAUUGCUUUGGUGGUCAAACCUGGCAUCUUGGAGGGCAAGGAGAGCAGCACCAGCAACUGGAUUUCCAUUCCUGAAUUCAUCUGGGGCAACUCUGGGGUGCAGGUCACUUUAUUCUCUCUGUCCAUGCCUUGCAGAAGUGCAUGAACGGCAACAUGGCAGAAGUUACAGCAUUGCUUUGGUUUUUUGCUUCUGUGAGGGCAGCACCAUGCACUGACUUCCUGGGAAUGACCACGAGCCAAAGCCUUGCUGCUCAAUGUUGGUUGAGCAAGGUGGAAACACCUCUGGAGAGGAGGAGCUGGUUUUGGGCUCUUUUUUGAGGGCUGCCUCCUGUGGUGUCAGGAACUAAGCACAAAUGACUCAAACUGUUAAAAACCCAGUAGUUUUAUUUCAAAGUAUAAAUUCCAGGCUUGUCAGACAAAACCCCACUAAUAGUUAACACAGACACACACUAAUCUACAGUACAUACAAAAAUGGGGAAAGCUGGCAACUGCCCAGUUUAAAGUGGACAUUAAAUCAGUCCUACAUUUUUUCUUUUGUAUUUACAAGUCCAGCUGCAAAACAAAACAAGAAAUCAGAUUUGGAAUUUUCCAGCAAAGGAUUUUGCACAUUUGACUUCGGAUAUCCAAUAAAUUACUAAAGCUGAACAGGAAUCCCUGAACAACUACUACUCAGCAAUUUUAUUUACAGCUACACCCCAUUAGUUUAAGACAGCAGUAUAAAUAUAUAUAUGUGUGUGUGUGUGUGUUUAUAUACACACAUGUGUACAUAUAUAUAGGCAUAUGUAUAUAAAAGAAGAAAAGAAUGCUCAGCCUGCAUAAUGACAGUGAGAAAGAAAGAUGCCUUUUUAACUUAAAAGGGAUGAAAAGGAAUAUUCAUUGAUUUGUUUUCUCCUAGCUAUCCUUAUUUAUUUCCUUCUCCUCUCAGAAGGUGUUUGGAAGGGAACAGAUUUGCAUGGCAGGCCUGGCUUAGUGUCGUUUAACCUCUUCUCCCUCCAGUGUUUUCAUACAAUGCCCACCCCUACCCAAAUCAACGAAUUAAAAAAAUAUAUAUUUAAUAUAUCAAGCUUCUAUUUAAAAUAUCUGCAUAGAUAUUUUUCACAAAAGGAGAAUACUCAAAGGGUGUAGAAGGCAGAAUCACAGCUUGAUUUUGUACAGUGUAUACAAUACUCAUCCUGGGGAAUGGCUGUCUUGGGAGCAGGAACAGACGUGACCCAUCCCUUCAUAUAAUAUUGGUUUUAUUUACUGUACAUUUAAGACUAACAGCAUCAAGGAAGAGCUGAAGUGGUUAUUUCUGUUACAGUACAAAAUGAUGUUCAGAUCCUACUAUUGAGCUCAGUCAUGGUCCCAGUGAAGACUGAGGGGUUUUGUCUUUGUUUUCAAUGGAAGCAGGGUAAGACCUCUAAAUUUCACAGGGAGAACACCAUGAGUGUUUCCAGCCUUGUGCUAAAAGCCUUGGGAAUGGGUGUCAGUGCUUGUGCUCAGUGAUCUAACAUGGCCAAGGGCAGCACAAACAAUUCCAAGGAGCAAUGUCAGACCAAUGCAUAGGGGAAGGUGCUCAGAGCAUGGAAAUAAUUACAGGCUGGGAGAUCUGCAUCCUUGUGUUUUCUGAAGCUGUCACUGGAGACAGUACUGAUGCAGUCUGCAGUCUGUCCCCUCCUAGCAUUUAUGUUUUUGUAUCCAAUAGUUUUUUAGCCACACUGCAAUAAAACAGGCCAGUGAAGCUGUAACUAGGAGAAAUGCAGAAAGCCAUUUUGCCAUCAGCACUCCACAGCAGGGCUACUCUCCAAGUAGAGGAACCAACUCAAAUUACUUUCAACUUGGACAUCCAGAUGCCCUUGUGUCACACACAGAGAAAACAAUUCAAACCUAAAGCACACCCAAAAGUAAAUGAGGAUGGAAAACACAACUGUUUUAGCAGUAUUUGCUAAAACCUGGGCAACUCAGUCCAAGGCAGCACUGCUUAAAUGUCAUGUGUCCAGAGGCAACAGCGAAACACAGAAUCACAGAAUUCAGACACAGAGUCAGGAACAACUUUAUACCAAGCUAUUGAAAGAUGGAAAAAUUUGCAAUAAGUGCAGAGAAGAAACCAAACUCAACAAUUCCACUUAAAAACCAUAUAGAAAUUUUUAGCAUAUUUAAAAGUGGAUUAUUGGAAGGCUUCAGUGAUUGAUACUUUUCAUUAAAGAAGAGACCAGUCUAGAAGCACAGUAUUAACAGACCUGUACUGAAUGUUGCCAAAUAUUUUGGUUAUACUUUCAAAUAAAGUCUAUAAAAGAAACAAAUUGUUUCUGAUUGAUUGUUGCUAGCAGAAAGCCUCUCAAUAGUUUUAAGCAUUCUGGGAGGUAAAGGAAAUAAAACCAUCAGCCAUUCGACUACAUGGGAAAAACUGCCAUGAGGUAAGGAAUUAAGCACUACUUGUGUUUGUUAGCAACUCACUGCAGAGAUCUGCUCCACAGUGACAGUGACUGCACAAAACUGGCAUAGUUUUCUCUUUGGGCAUCAGUGAUUUAGGGACCAGCUCUCUUGGAGGUCUCCACACCAACUCAAAGUCAAGGUGUGCUUUAUCACACAUUUCUCCACCAGUACUUGCUCAAGAUACUGAAAUUCGACCUUUAACAGCCCUGCUGGGAUGAAACAACAGGGAAGUGAUCAUUCACUCCAGAGCUGCAAUGUCUUUGGUCAACAAAGUGUCUCACAAAAUCCUGCCAAAAACCCAGAACUGCUGCCAUACAGGCCAGAAAUGGAUCUGGUAAGACAGAAGCCAGUUUUUACAGUCAGUUCAGCAAAGAACUAAAUCUUUAGUAAGUAAGUAUGAAUCUUCUUUCUCUAAUGAUGCAGCCCACAAAACCUCCAAAGGGAAUGACACACCAUCCCUAUUAAUACCUCCACUGGAGGAAAGAAAAUACUUUAAUGCAGGACUUUCACCCCCUGCCUAUCCCAAAGGAGACAAACCUAACGAGGGAUAUCUAAAUGGAAGUCAAACUAUAACAAAGCUCACUUAUAGUUUGGGCUGGAAUCACAACUAAAUAAAUGAAGUUCUAGGUUGUAUCCUCAUGUUUAUUUCAACUUUCAAACUGUAAAACUUCAUACUACUAAUACAGCCAAAGGCUCUUUGGUACCACCUCAAAGACACAUCAUUAACAAAAAAUUGCCCAAGAACUUGACAGCCAUCAACUGGAAAUACCUGUUCUAAUCUGUAUUACAGAACUGUCUUUAUAAGGACCGUAAUUUAGUCUACUUCCACAAACAAUCUAAAUGCAUUAUUAAGUAAUUAUUCCUUAAAAUAAGCAAACAGAACAUUUACUUAAACACAGAAAAAUUCAAGGAGCUUUUGAUAAUAGCACCAGAAAUACAGGGACAACUGCAGAUCAAAGGAAAGGUUACACAUUGUUCAUAUACAGUGUGAACCUUCUCUGAGGAUACUUGGAUUAAGCCAGAAGUUUUGCUUGCCAAAAUCAACUUUUAAAUGCAAGUUUUCAUACAGAGAAUAUCCAUAACUCACCUGAGAGAAGUGACACUCCCAGCUACAUGAAGUAGUGCAGUACAUCAGACCGACGUCUACAUUGCCAUUUCUUUCAUUGUAAAGGUUCUAAACAAAGGAACCACAGCUACAGAACCCAUAAUCUCUUAGAAUAUUUCAACCCUGUUUGAGGAUUUAACUUCUGUGAUACUUUUUCAAUCUUGCCUCACACUUCAGCAUGCUGGUUUUGAGAAACCACUGAAAUGACAAAACGUCAUAGUCUGCAGCUUUGCUAUAUGGUGAAGUGGAUUAAAAAAAAUCUUUCCCC